Dreissena polymorpha is the source of this 5728-nucleotide messenger RNA. RefSeq lists its product as uncharacterized. The transcript is spliced from 12 exons. The record is from RefSeq and is a predicted model, not a curated record. NCBI's taxonomy places the organism in Eukaryota, Metazoa, Mollusca, Bivalvia, Myida, Dreissenidae. Gene Ontology annotation, biological process: signal transduction. The coding region runs from base 2181 to 3956 and encodes 591 amino acids.
AUUGACAUGGCUCUUGUGAACUCCAUACCGGUCAAGGGAAUGAUGAUGAUGACGAUGAUGAUGAUGAUGAGGAGAAGAAGGGGGAGUACGACGACGCCGCCGCCGCCGCCGCCGCCGCCGACGACGAUGAUGAUGAUGAUGAUCAUGACGAUGAUGAUGAAGUCGAGGAGGAGGAGGAGGAUGAGGAGGAGAAGGAGGCGGACGAUGAUGAUGAUGAUAAUGAUGAUGAUGAUGAUAAUGAUGAUGAUGAUGAUGAUGAUGAUGAUGAUGAUGAUGAUGAUGAUGAUGAUGAUGAUGAUGAUGAUGAUAAUGAUGAUGCAGGCAGUGAACAUUUUAAUAAAUUGCCUUUCAAACCCGUUCACACGCCUGAACGAUAUGUACUUUUAUUUUGGUAAGUACAUCGGUAAUCGCCUUUCAAACCACACUGACACAUCAGAGCCGACAAAACGUUAAAACAAAUGCCGGAAGAAGUUGAAAUUUAUUUGUCUUGUUUUUAUUUGUAAGUGUUAGCUCACAAAUAAUGUAGAGGCAAUUUUGCAUGUCAGUCUGCGUUUAGUACGCCAGGAACCGUAACCACUGCCUGUAUGGAUAACUGCAGUAAAAUUAAGCAGACGACGAAUGCUAGGAGCGUCUGCUCUAACCACCGCAUCUGCCUGUUUAUAAUUCCCACUGGUACACUACAUAGUGUGUAUGUAUUCAACAGUAUUUAACAGCUUGUAAGACAACGAUGGCCAGUCUAUUUAUCAUUGAAAUCUGUACAUAUUGGCUGCUUUCAGGGAAAUUGGGGCUUUAUACAUGUCAAAUAAGAUUAGCCUGUGCACGCUGAUAAGCCUUUGAAAUGCGCACAGGCUAAUCAAGGACGACAUUUUCUGAUAUUGUGGUGUUUUUCGUUUAAAAAGAAUUUCUGGUACUUGGAUGACAUUUAUUCAUAUAUAUUAAGACCUAUUUUCCUAAAAUGAAGCUUACAUUAUCUUUUUUAUUAAUGAUUUGAAACAAAAACACACUCGAUCUGGGCUUUAAGACACACUCUUUAUAAAUUUGAAUGGAUUGUGGUCAUAUAAAAACUUGCGAUAUAAAAAGCUUUAACAUAAUUUUGAAACUGAGUUUCGUCUAAGAUUAUACAACAGCGAACAAAUUCAGUGCCUUCAACGCUUUGAAUUUUUUCUUGGCGGGUACAAACUUGUCGGGUUUGCGUCUGUGAUUUAUUGCUCUGGCGUGUUGGUGGGUUUGAAAGGAGAAAUCACUAUGGCACGCAAAAAGGCAUUCCUUCGUGUAUCAUUCUGGCGGGCAUAUUUGUCCUUCUUAUGUGUUUUCGUUUAAUCGCUUUUAAAUCCUCCACGUGAACACGCUAUGACGAUAAAGAUACGAUACCCUCGCGUGAAGAUAAAGGUAUUAUAACUGAAAAAAAUAACGAAAUGCAAAAUGUUUAAUUAGCUAUAGUGAAGAUCCUCACGUCGAUCCAGUGUUUUUACAUCUUAUAAUCAAAUAAUAAGUCUUUAUCAAUAAAAUAAACUAGGGACCAAUACAAGUUCGCCUCUACCUUUGGUCGUUCCAAUUAUGGGUUUGAUAUAAAUCAGUUAAAACUAAUAAUACAUUGUUAAUCAAUCUCUUGAGACCGACUUUUAGUCCAAAGGUCUUAUCCAAAGGUAUUAUCAAAUUGCGGUUUCAUCCUACUUUGGCACAAAAUUACAGUUUUUGUUUAACAUUUGUUUUCAUAACAAUUUGAGUGGUAAGAGAUACGCCUUUUAAAGUUUCUGUGGCAUGACAAACGCUUAUAAAAUAAGACAUAAUAUCAUCAGAUCUUAAAAUAAACUGAAAUGUUUAAGCAUACAGAAAUCCUCCCCACUGUGAGGUGGUGAGGUGUUGUUUGUCAUUGACAAUUCAUUUUAUAACGAUUUGGGUAACUGCCAAACAUCGAAAAAUUUGUAUAGACUUAUUGAUUAAGAACACAGUCAUACAAUGAAAGUUUUUUGCGCAUAUUUUUUGCGAUUGAGCUAUCGUUAAAAUUGACAUACUUCAUAUUAUACAAAUUCGUUGAACAAGUCGGAAAACUGCAUUUAAAGAAAAGGUUUAUUAACUGAAAAGGAGAUUACUCUUAGAAGAUCUAUAUCAUUUGCAACCGAGUUGGGAAUGCGAGCUUUACAUGCGUUUAUUGCUUAACUUCUUUGGAUUGUUAAAAAAUGACGAAUCUGUCUGUGGGUUGUUUAAUUAUAGGUGUCUUACUUAUGAAGGUGAAUAAUUGCAACACAGCUUGUUCAUCAGCAGCUUUGGGCACUACUUGCCGAGACACGAGAAAGGACACGAAGGGAGACACUGGUGAAUCUUAUUAUGAAGAAAGUGCCACUGAGAGUUUGACAACAACCGACGUUACAAGUGAAUAUGUGGAGGAUGGUUUGGGACUAUACGCCUUACCUGUAAAAUAUUUGACUACAUUCGAAAUUCAACAGGCAUAUUUUGAGUUUGUUGGGGUAACGCCACCAUGGAGACCAGCUUUAAACACUUCUUGCAAAGACACGAGUAAUGACACGAAGGGAGACACUGAUGAAUUUGGGGUAUCGCCACCAUGGAGACCAGCUUUAAACACUACUUGCAAAGACACGAGCAAUGACACGAAGGGAGACACUGAUGAAUUUGGGGUAACGCCACCAUGGAGACCAGCUUUAAACACUUCUUGCAAAGACACGAGCAAUGACACGAAGGGAGGCACUGAUGAAUAUUAUGGUGGAUAUAAUACCAUUGCGAGAUGGACAAGAGCCGGCUUGACACGUCAUCAGAAGGAGUAUAUGAAUAUCGUAGAAUGGAAUCCACCGGAAUUGAGACUAGUUUCGGGUACUUCUUACCAAGACAUGAGCAAUGACACGAAGGCAGACACUGAUGAAUACUUUGACAUUAUUGGUGGGUGCAAGACGGCUCAAGCCCAUUCCCCGCCAGGUCGAGGCCGAAGUUCAGGAAUCCGUACAGCAUCCCGUAAAGCCGUUAAUGUCCAUUCGGUUGACUCUGAUGAAUCUGUAUCCGAAAAUAACUACGACGCUGUUGUUUGGUAUAACCAAAACGACCCUGGCGACAAUGAGUUCCUACAAGAGCUAAUAGAGGAGCUAGAGGGUAGAAGAGGUAUUCGUCUCUACGUUACAGGUCGCGAUGAUCUGUCUGAUGCUUACGGAAACACACGUACCGCUCAAGAGAUCGAGAGAAGGUGCCGAAGGGCGAUAAUCGUCGUGUCAAGGUCGUUUCUUCAAAGCACACUUAACGACUUCCAGCGACGGUUUGCAAAGACAUCAACACCAGGCUCUAGAAUUGAACUUUUUCCAAUUACCCGAGAAGACGGCGUCGUCGUGCCAAGAAGGCUCCAAGGUCGGAAUACUUACGACCUUAGUAAUACCAACAUGGUUGAGGCAACUUGGGACCGUCUGACAUUAGACAUAAGAGCGUGGAUCGGACCAGAGUCUCAUCUAGGACAAAUAAGUCAUCCAGACUUGCGGUCAGUCGACGAAAGUAACCAAACAACACCCAAAGAUGUAAUCCCUUCUCGGCAUGUUCGACCUGCAGGUCUAAAUGGAUCAUCUGCUCCAAUCACACCAGAAACAUAUCAAAAUAUGCGGACCGACUUACAAAUGCUCCUUAAGAAAAGGAAGACGACAGAUUCCGUCCAUAAUCACCGCGAUUUAACUCCGACCGAAAUGCAUAUAGAAACGCCUCUGGAGCAAGUAGACGAAACAGAACCCAAACGAUUGAUAUUGUCUGAAGACCAAAGCGAGUCCAUGUUUCCUGAAAUGCUAGAAUACCAACACCAACCAACAACUUGGAUGCUUAGAGACGAAAUUGCACGCGGUAUGCCUUCGCAAAAUCUUACUCUUGCACAUUCAGGCGACCAAACCUCGUACCAAACACCUCCGUUACUUGAAGACCGGACAUCAAGCCGACGUUCACAAUCGGCUGACCUCGGAGAUCCAAAAUAACUUGCGAAUCGAAACUUUCAAAAAAACGCACAUUUAGACAUCAAUACUGUGCUUGUGAGCUGUGUUUCGUUAACAGUCGGACGAAGUAACAACUCAAGCACCGUUGUGCACCGGCGCCAUUGCUAAUCGUGAAACAAAUAAUAAACGUUUACCAGCAAGGUCGACCGAUGGAUUUUUUUGCAGGACGAGUCCUUUUUUAUAUAUACUUUUUUGCUGACGUAUGACGUUUGAAGUGUUAAUUAUAGAACAAAUAUGAUGCAGAGCUGUUUAGGAAAUUAUUUUCAACAGUCGUACUUGUGUUGUCAUACUUUUCCAUACAUCUAGUAUGUUGUCAUAUUACAAUCGUGUUUAAAAUAUCUUUAUUUGUGUAUCAUUAUUACUGUAUUAUAGUCAGUUUCAGUUGGCAGAAUGCAUCGACUAAUGGAACUUACUUGUUGCUUUUCAGCACAUUUAAUUGGAUUAAAAAUUGGAUUCCUGAAAGAAUUCAAAAUACUAUGUACAUAUACUUUUUCGAAGUAUUUCAUGUAAUUUUGUAGAACUGCGGACCGCAUGGGCUAAUCGAAGAGGUACUCUACCCGAUGCAUUAAGCAUAGUGUUCCCUGAGGGUUUUUCAAACGGUGUGACUAUUGUUUAUCUAAUUGGUAAUUAGUUUAGUUUUCUGGGUGUUUUAGGGGUUAUUGCAUUUGUCCAUAAAAGCCAGACUGUUGUUAUUUUCUGCAACGUUGUUUAUUUUAACUGCAAGUUCUACACGUUAUUUUUCGAAAAAACAGAAUAUGCAAUCGAUGUUCAAAACCUAAACAAAGCUGAACCGCAAGCACGGUAACGCCAGUGUUUCGAGUUUGGCACACACGAGUUAAUUACACGUGUGUUUAUAUACAAAUGGCAACCUCCAUCCCUUCAGUACCAAUAACAAAAAUCGAACUUUGCAUAAACUUAAUGAAUUUUAUGUAAAUGAACAUAUGUCAUCCAAAUUAAUUUGAAUGUUAUUAAGUGCUAUUUAAUUAUGUAUUGUGUGCCAUAUUUAAUUUGAAAUGGAUAAGAUAAAUCCCAAAACUUACUUUAACAGUAAAGGUUAUUUACCUAAAACAUGGUCAUAUGUUAACACUGGUAGUAUUUUGCCUUUUUCUGUAGUUUUGUAUUAAGUAGCGUGUUUAUAUUUGUUUACACAUGUUUAUAAUUAUGAAUUAUGAAUAUUCACAAAUUAUACGAUUUUAUGGUCUAUUGUAAAAUCACUUCCAGACUAGAACUCGAGCGAUAAAAUGCUUUAUAUACUCUUUAUUGCGAUAAAUGUAUCUUUUGAAAGCAUGUUAACGGGACAUUUAUAUUUUAAUUUUUUUCGUAAAUGCUGAAUUUUACAAAGUUUUUUAUACUCGUUAAACAAAAAUAUAUCAUUUUUUGCUGAUAUCCAAUUUAACGUAUUUUUAUAUAAAUGUUUAUAUCUUUUAUACAUGUAAUUUACCAUAUUAAAUGAAACAUUCCUAUAGGAAAACAUGCCUUAGCGCAAAAAUAUACACAAUCGAUAACAACAAAAGUUUGCGGUGGAUAUUUACCAAAUGUAUCGACACAAAUAGCUGACUUUUUAGUCUUUAUGGUACAGCCUUACAGUUUUAUAAUCUACAUAUUACACCAUGUAAAUAUUCAUUUUGGUUUCAAUUUCGUGUAAUCUCAAUAGUCGAAUGCACUUUUGUUUCUGUCUAAAAUAAAUACAUAUUUCUGUGGUUGUGGUGAAUAAAAUUAUAGUUCUCUUCAUAAAUAAAUUGUGUUAAAAAUGA